UCCGCACACUGCAAUCACAAUGACAUUACUUUGCAGUCACUUUGCUCUUGUAGACGCUGGCGUUUGAUCACCAGGUAAAAUUGCCAAGCGUUUUUAGCUUCUUCACUUUUUUUAAUUUCGCGUGUGCGCUUGCGGUAUAUUGUAUUAUAUGACGAUUAUUUCUGUACCACAUAUUGACGUGUGCGAGUUAGUGUUUAAGAUGGUGGUGUUCUUGCACGUGCUCGAUCGUAAACGGUGAACUUUGAAAGUGAAAAAUGGUCAUUAACGUGAACAGUUCCGAUAUGUGCUCAGUGAACAUUGUAACAUCGCGCAAAUCGGAAAGGACCCAUCACAACCCCCUGGAAGUAAAACACAUAAUGCAGUACGAUGCAAUCGAAAUGGAUUCUUUGGAGAACUCAAAUGACACAAACUUGGAGAUAACCAAGCAAACGAAAACCAAAGCACGCGAAAGCAAAACAGAAUUGAAGAGGCUAAAUUUAAACGGUUUAUGCAAAAAUCGCCAAGAUAACAAUUAUUACACGGAAGAACUGGUGCUACCCGAACAUUCGCUACAUUCUCUUGUGGAUUUACAAGUCUUAACUUUGAGAUCUAACGCUCUACAUGUUUUUCCUAGCUGUAUUUUACAACUAUCCUCCUUAAUUUGCUUAGAUUUGGCAAAUAAUAAUCUGCUAACCAUUCCGACGGAAAUUAACCAGCUGAACAAUUUGCAAGAGCUUGUUUUGGAUCAGAAUGUUUUGAGUGUGUUACCGGCGACGCUAUGGGAUCUAAAAUUUUUUAAAAUACUAAGGAUUGCGUACAAUCGGCUUGCUUUACCGCCAGAUAAAUUUGCAGAUAUGCGAGCGUUCGUUCUUUCGGACUGCGAAAAGACCACGGAAAAUGUGUCUAAAACAAACGUGCUGACGACGUUGAAUUUGAGAGCAAACCGACUGAAGGGGAAUAUCAUUUUGGGAAAUUAUGGGAAUCUGACAGAGUUGGACGUUAGCGAGAAUCACAUUGAGAUUUUGGAUUUGAGCGCAGUCGAGCAAUUGCAAGUGCUGCUCUGUUCCAAAAACAUUAUCACUGUGUUGACACUACACGGAAGAGCCCUAUCAACACUAAUAGCGGGAAAUAAUUUAUUGAAGAACUUUGCGGUCAUUGCAACACCCACAAAUUUAAAGCACAUAGAUGUGUCAUAUAACAAUCUGGAUGGCCUCCCCGAGUGGCUUGGAAGUUGUCAAGAGCUGCGCUCGUUAUUUGCGAGUAACAAUUACAUAAAAACCCUACCGGACCAUCUAUUUUGCAAUGAAAUGCCUUACCUGCACACGUUACAGUUGGCUUAUAAUCAGUUGCAUAAUCUUCCUACAAUACACAAAAAACUACCCAUACAAGAGUUGUUUCUACAAAACAACAGUAUAUCAACGCUUCCGGAAAAUUUCUUCAGAUGCGUCCAAAGUAUAAAGGUACUGAAUAUAUCAAACAACCGCCUUUGCAAAUUGCCCAAACCACAGAGUAAUUUAAGCUUAGAAAAACUGUUUAUAACUGCCAAUUGCCUGUCGGAUGGUUCGCUUGCGGAAGUGUCUCCAUACCUGGUGAACUUAAAAAUCCUACACGCGGCUUAUAAUAAUUUUACUUUUCUACCCGAAAAUUGUGGAUUAGAAUGGACGGAAAUUGAGGAACUGGUGCUAUCGGGAAACAAACUGAUAAGACUGCCUGACAGUGUGGGUUACCUAAAGCACCUAUCAGUGCUUCGAGUCCAUUCAAACUUGCUCCAAUCAUGCCCCACGUUAUCACAUUUGGGAUCACUACGCGUUCUCGACUUCGCCCACAAUCAUUUGGAUAAAAUCAACCUAUCAUCGCUCAUCCCUCCAAAUCUCAAGUUUCUAGACCUCUCUUGCAACUCAAAGCUUCACGUGGACUCGCAGCAGUUCCACACGUACAGAACGCAAAGGCCGAUGAGCUUAGUUGAUGUAUCCGGGAAGAACAGGACGAGUCUACCUUUAACCCCCUCGCCGUUCUGCGAAAACGACCUCACCGAAUCGGCAUGGGCGGUCGGGUUUUCGGAAACGUCAGGCUGCAAGCGACGACUGUACAUUUCCCAAAUCCGCUUGCCGGCGUUUUGCAACACGGAAGCGCUCUUCGGGAUGUUUGACGGCGAAAAUAACAGCGACGUCCCGAUUGCAAUUGAUAAAAUAGUUCCACGCAUCCUCUUGGAAGAACGAACCGUAAAAGAAACGGCAAACGACUACAUGAAGUACACCAUGUUAUCCACCCACAAAGAACUGAAAGACAAAGGGCAGAAGCACGGAAUGAACGCAGUCAUUGUGCAUAUUUUAAAAUCAAAGUCAUCGGUGGACUUCUCGUUUUGUGGUGGCGUGAAGAGGUACGUCAUGAAGAUUGCGAGCGUCGGCGAUAUGAAGAUUGUGCUGGGUCGAACCGUUGGCCCAUUGCGAUUGUUGCCAAUUAAACAGCGUAAACACAUACGCACUAACCCACAACUUAAUUACGUAAUACCCGAUCCUGAUAUAAUAGAAUUUCAGUUAGAAGAUAAGGACGAGUACAUGAUAAUUGCGAAUAAGAACUUAUGGGAGGUAAUGAGCCCAGAAAAUGCAAUUAGAGAAGUUAGUCUGCAGAGAAACAUUAUUUUAGCGGCGAAGCGUCUGCAAGAUUUAGCACAAAGUUACGGCGCGGAAGAAAAUUUAAGUAUCAUAGUUGUACGGUUUAACCUAAUUAGCUCUGAUGUCGAUCUGCUUAUGAGGGAACUAAGACAGACGAUUAGAAGAAAUAAGUACCAAAGCGAAAGUGGGCUUUCGAACGCGAGUACCUGCCAACCAGGCUGUUGCUGCGAAGCACUCAAUAAUGCGUGCAACAGCUGCAUAGACAAAAUUCCGAUUCCACCACCAAUGAUGAACCAUGAUGAUCGAUCUUCUCCGAGUGGGCAAAGUGAUCAAGCGUGUAGUGACUGCAAUUCUUCCGCUAAAAUCUUUAUUAAUCAGCUAAACAAGCAAAGCGACAAUCGUUCACUGCGCAGUUUUGCGUCAUCCCACUUCGAAGCGGCGGACGUUAAGGCAUCGCCGGAAAGACGAAGCUACCGAGGCGUCGCAAAGGCGGUUCGUGCACGCAAAGAAGAAGAAAAAGCUCGGGAAGAUUCCGAUUCUGCUCUAUCCGAAGAACAAUUUAAGUGCUGGGAGUACAUGCUCGAACAAAACACGCAGUUGCUCUUCGAUAAGGAGCUCAACACCUUAAACAAGAACAAAAGACCACAGUUCUCUGUAAAGAACCCAACAUUGUCGAGGAGCAACCCCCAGAUAGUUACCGAUAAUAACACGCAAGCAUCAUUCUUAUCCCGUCAGUUUGGCAGUUCCAGAUCAUUCAAUCCGUUGGUAUCGAGACCACCCUCUCGCCACCUGGGCGACAAAAAGCAAAUGCUCGGAGGUCCUCACGCUGCUUACUUUGGCAGUUUGCAGAGGUUAAUGCCCUACAAUCUCGAGUACGAUUUUGCUGUGAUGCAAGAGAGGGGGUUGGCGGAUUCGUUAGAUUUGGAUAGGAUGCAGCAGUAUUGGGGUGUAACCACAACCGAAUUGUAAAUUUAUGUAUUUAUAACUGUAAUAUUGUGAUUAAUUAGUACGGUAGGAAACUUGAAGAUGAUGUAAAAUAUUAUUUAUUUCACCUGUAAAGAACAAAAUUGCUAAUAGUUGUAAAAUACAAACAAUUGUUUAUUUUU
Molecule: messenger RNA, 3700 nt
Organism: Photinus pyralis (common eastern firefly)
Lineage: Eukaryota; Metazoa; Arthropoda; Insecta; Coleoptera; Lampyridae
Product: protein phosphatase PHLPP-like protein
Exons: 6
Coding region: 255-3563 (1102 amino acids)
Molecular function (GO): protein binding
Source: RefSeq, a predicted model, not a curated record